Messenger RNA from Lacerta agilis (Sand lizard), 4710 nucleotides. RefSeq names its product zinc finger protein 423 (gene ZNF423). Lineage: Eukaryota; Metazoa; Chordata; Lepidosauria; Squamata; Lacertidae. The coding region runs from base 59 to 4036 and encodes 1325 amino acids. Gene Ontology annotation, molecular function: RNA polymerase II transcription regulatory region sequence-specific DNA binding; DNA-binding transcription factor activity, RNA polymerase II-specific. The transcript is spliced from 9 exons. Gene Ontology annotation, biological process: regulation of transcription by RNA polymerase II. The record is from RefSeq and is a predicted model, not a curated record. Gene Ontology annotation, cellular component: nucleus.
GACGAGAAGGAGAGGAGGAGGAAGGAAGAAAAAGGAGGAGAAAAUCUCGGAACUGGAAAUGUCCAGAAGGAAGCAAGCCAAGCCGCGCUCGGUGAAAGUUGAAGAAGGCGAGUCAUCGGAUUUCACUUUGAACUGGGACUCGUCUGUGACCCAAUCAGGAGGUCUUGGAGGGGAACUGGAGAAUGAUACGAGGGACAGCCGGGCCUUGGAAGAGAGGAACAGCAUUACAAGCCAGGAAGAGAGAAAUGAGGAAGAUGAAGACAUGGAGGACGAGUCAAUUUACACCUGCGAUAACUGUCAGCAGGACUUCGAUUCGCUGGCAGACCUGACCGAACACAGGGCACACAACUGUCCUGGAGAUGGCGAUGACGACCCACAACUCUCCUGGGUGGCUUCAUCUCCCUCCAGCAAAGACGUUGCAUCACCCACUCAGAUGAUAGGAGAUGGGUGUGAUCUCGGCAUCGGGGAGGAGGAAGGGGGGACCGGCCUGCCGUAUCCCUGUCAGUUUUGCGAUAAGUCCUUCAUUCGCCUGAGCUACCUUAAAAGGCACGAGCAGAUCCACAGCGACAAGCUACCUUUCAAAUGCACCUACUGCAGCCGGCUUUUCAAGCACAAGAGGAGCAGGGACCGGCACAUCAAGCUGCACACGGGGGACAAGAAGUACCACUGCCACGAGUGCGAGGCGGCCUUCUCUCGCAGCGACCACCUCAAGAUCCACUUGAAGACACACAGCUCCAGCAAGCCCUUCAAGUGCACCGUCUGCAAGCGGGGCUUCUCCUCCACCAGCUCCCUGCAGAGCCACAUGCAGGCCCACAAGAAGAACAAGGAGCACCUGGCCAAGAGCGAGAAGGACGGCAAGAAGGACGACUUCAUGUGCGACUACUGCGAGGAGACCUUCAGCCAGACCGAGGAGCUGGAGAAGCACGUCAUGACGCGCCACCCACAGCUCUCCGAGAAGGCCGACCUGCAGUGCAUCCAUUGCCCUGAGGUGUUUGCUGACGAGAACUCCCUGCUAUCCCACAUCCACCAAGCCCACGCCAACAAGAAACACAAGUGCCCCAUGUGCCCAGAGCAGUUCUCUUCGGUGGAGGAGGUCUAUUGCCACUUGGAUAGCCACCGGCAGCCUGAUUCCAGCAACCACAGCAUCAGCCCCGACCCCGUCUUGGGAAGCGUGGCCUCCAUGAGCAGCGCCACGCCGGAUUCCAGCGCUUCGGUGGAGCGGGGCUCCACUCCCGACUCGACUCUGAAACCCUUGAGAGGGCAAAAGAAGAUGAGGUCCCUGGAGAGAGAAGAGGGCCAGUCCUGGUCGAAAGUCUCCUACAGCUGCCCGUACUGCACCAAGCGCGAUUUCAAUAGCCUCGCCGUCUUGGAGAUCCACCUGAAAACCAUCCAUGUGGACAAACCUCAGCAAAGCCACACGUGCCAGAUUUGCCUUGAAUCCAUGCCCACGUUGUAUAACCUGAACGAACACGUGAGGAAGGUGCAUAAAAACCACGCAUAUCCCAUGAUGCAGUUCAGCAACAUUUCGGCCUUCCACUGCAACUAUUGUCCAGAGAUGUUUGCGGACAUCAACAGCCUGCAGGAACACAUCCGUAUUGCUCACUGCGGGCCGGGAGCCACAACUCAAGACGGCAACAACGCCUUCUUUUGCAACCAGUGCUCCAUGGGCUUUUUGACCGAAGCCUCUCUGACUGAGCACAUCCAGCAAACUCACUGCAACAUAGGAAACUCCAAACUGGAUUCCCCUGUUGUUCAGCCAUCACAGUCUUUUAUGGAGGUAUAUUCCUGCCCUUAUUGCACAAACUCACCCAUUUUUGGCUCUAUUCUCAAGCUAACGAAACACAUCAAAGAAAACCAUAAGAACAUUCCACUGGCACACAACAAAAAGUCCAAAGGUGAGCAGAGUCCAGUUUCUUCUGAUGUUGAAGUGUCUUCCCCCAAAAGGCAGCGUCUUUCUGCCAGCGUCAAUUCAGUUUCGAACGGCGAGUACCCGUGUAACCAGUGCGAACUGAAGUUCUCCAGCUUUGAAAGCUUCCAGACUCAUUUGAAGUUGCAUCUGGAGUUGUUGUUAAGGAAGCAGUCGUGCCCUCAGUGCAAAGAAGACUUUGAUUCCCAGGAAUCUCUCCUGCAGCACCUCACUGUCCACUACAUGACAACCUCAACUCAUUAUGUCUGUGAGAGCUGUGACAAGCAGUUUUCAUCCGUGGACGAUCUGCAGAAACAUUUGCUGGACAUGCAUACUUUUGUGUUGUAUCACUGCACCCUUUGCCAAGAGGUUUUUGACUCCAAGGUAUCUAUCCAAGUGCACCUGGCAGUGAAGCACAGCAAUGAGAAAAAGAUGUAUCGGUGUACAGCCUGCAACUGGGAUUUUCGGAAGGAGGUGGACCUCCAGAUCCACGUGAAGCACAGCCACCUGGGCAACCCUGCAAAGUCCCACAAGUGCAUCUUCUGCGGAGAGACGUUUAGCACCGAAGUGGAGCUGCAGUGCCACAUCACGACCCACAGCAAAAAGUACAACUGCAAGUUCUGCAGCAAAGCUUUCCAUGCCAUCAUCUUGCUUGAAAAACAUUUGCGGGAGAAGCACUGUGUCUUUGAUGCCAGCACUGAGAACGGAACAGCCAAUGGCACCGUGCCGGCUAGCAAGAAGGCAGAAUCUGCCGAUAUCCAGAACAUGUUGAUGAAAAAUCCAGACACUUCAAACAGCCACGAAGCUAGUGAGGAUGACGUGGAUGCUUCGGAGCCCAUGUACGGCUGCGAUAUCUGUGGGGCAGCUUAUACAAUGGAGGUGCUUUUGCAGAACCACCGCCUGAGGGACCAUAACAUCAGGCCUGGGGAGGACGACUGUUCCAGGAAGAAAGCAGAGUUCAUCAAAGGGAGCCACAAGUGCAACAUCUGCUCAAGGACCUUUUUCUCGGAGAACGGCCUCCGGGAGCACAUGCAGACCCACCGAGGCCCAGCAAAGCAUUACAUGUGCCCCAUUUGCGGGGAACGCUUCCCAUCCCUCCUGACCCUGACGGAGCACAAAGUAACUCACAGCAAGAGCUUGGAUACAGGGACGUGCCGGAUCUGCAAAAUGCCCCUGCAGAGCGAAGAGGAGUUCAUUGAGCACUGCCAGAUGCACCCCGACCUCAGAAACUCACUCACCGGAUUCCGCUGUGUUGUCUGCAUGCAGACGGUCACCUCGACUCUUGAGCUGAAAAUCCACGGAACAUUCCAUAUGCAAAAAUUGGCAGGGAACUCUGCGGCGUCUUCUCCCAACGGCCAGGCCUUGCAGAAAUUCUACAAGUGUGCUCUGUGCUUGAAGGACUUCAGGAACAAGCAAGACUUGGUGAAGCUGGAUGUUAACGGUCUGCCAUAUGGCCUGUGUGCUGGAUGCAUGACCAGGAGCACCAAUGGACAGUCCAUGGGCAUGACCCCGCCGGAAGUUAGCGAAAGACCUUGUGGUAGCCUGAGGUGCCCGGAGUGUAGUGUCAAAUUUGAAAGUGCCGAAGACUUAGAAAGCCACCUUCAGGUGGACCACCGAGACCUGACGCCUGAGACCAGUGGCCAGAAGAAGGGUACCCAGACAUCCCCUGUUCCCAGAAAAAAGACCUAUCAGUGCAUCAAGUGUCAGAUGACCUUUGAGAAUGAAAGAGAGAUACAGAUCCAUGUUGCAAAUCAUAUGAUUGGUGCAGCCCCAGCCCCAAAUGGUGAGGCCUUGCAUUCUUUUCCAGCUCCUGGAUUACUGGAGAGGAGGAUUAUGAAAAAUGCUAUUACAGAGGAAGGCAUCAAUCAUGAGUGCAAGCUGUGUAACCAGAUGUUUGACUCUCCGGCAAAGCUCCUGUGUCACCUGAUUGAGCACAGCUUCGAGGGGAUGGGAGGCACAUUCAAAUGCCCUGUUUGUUUUACAGUUUUUGUACAGGCGAAUAAAUUGCAGCAACAUAUCUUUGCUGUCCACGGGCAAGAGGAUAAAAUUUACGAUUGUUCCCAGUGUCCACAGAAGUUCUUCUUUCAGACCGAGCUUCAGAACCACACGUUGAGCCAGCACGCUCAGUGAGCCCCUGGCACUACAGGACACCUCUCUGCAGAAGACUUGACGGAAGCUCAGUGGGGAGGACCAUUUGAACAUUACAUCCAAUCAAAGUGUCAUUUGCAACCCAGAUGUAAAACUCUAAUGAUUUGGCCAUGAGGCGCUGCUAUUAUAAGCAGCUGGAAAUGAAUAUUAAUGGAAGAGAUUAAAAGUAUUCCAUGCGCAGUAUUUUUUAUUGUCCUGCUUGAGCUUAGUGUACUUUAAAGCUUCUGCUUCUGACUGAAUUUAUAGUUGCUAGAUAGGAAUCUGCUUUGAUGCUCUUGCCCUUUGUUGCUUCUUGUAUUAUACGGAUAGUCCAAGAUUUUAGGAGUGGUUUUUUCCCCCCUCUUCCCCUUUCCUUUAGUUUUUUCUCCCCCGUUUAACUGCUUUUUAAUUGCAAUUUUAGGUAAUUGUGCGUCGUGAUGUGAUGGCUUGGCUAUUGUCUGAAUAUUUUUUUUACACUUUUUGGGUUUAUUUUUUUUAACAAUUGAAGACUAAUGCUUUGAUUGGAUUUGCCAGUUCACCGGACAGUGAUUAAAAAAAAAAACCUAUGUAAUGAAUAUCAUCGGUUUCAGUGCAACUGGAUGGUCUGCUUUAUAAAUGUGACUUAAUCUGAUUGCAUUUAACUAAUACAGUUCAAUAAAGGGAAUACAUUGGAUGAG